Molecule: messenger RNA, 1087 nt
Organism: Venturia canescens
Lineage: Eukaryota; Metazoa; Arthropoda; Insecta; Hymenoptera; Ichneumonidae
Product: lysophospholipase-like protein 1
Exons: 4
Coding region: 131-832 (233 amino acids)
Biological process (GO): protein depalmitoylation
Cellular component (GO): cytoplasm
Molecular function (GO): carboxylic ester hydrolase activity; palmitoyl-(protein) hydrolase activity
Source: RefSeq, a predicted model, not a curated record
UUAUUUUGAAUCUAUACUUUUGGCGCGCAAACACUUGUUUUCACGAUUCGCGUGUCAACACACUGCGCCGAAAAUACGCGGCCACCGCGGCCUAGAUAUUUAGUCUUAUCAAACAAUUAUUUCGUCAAAUAUGGCAUCAGUUAUUUCAGCUUCGAGAACUAUUAUAUCUAAUCCAACAAAAAAACAUACUGCCACAUUGUUUUUUUUCCAUGGUUCAGGAAGUACAGGCAGCGAUGUUGAGGCUUGGAUUUCCAGUCUCAUUACAUUCAAGUUUAGAUUCCCUCACAUAAAAGUUGUGUAUCCGACAGCUCCGUCGCAACCGUACACACCUUUACGUGGCAUGCGGAGUAACGUGUGGUUCGACAGAAGCGCAGUCGCUAUCGGCGCACCAGAAAUAAAAUCCUCUAUUGACUUUAUGUGCGAAGCAAUAUCAGAGCUGAUAGAAAAAGAAGUAGCGAAUGGAAUUCCACUCCGACGUAUAGUGGUCGGUGGUUUUUCAAUGGGUGGCGCAUUGUCCCUUCAUGUGGCUUAUCGCCAGAAAAAAUCAUUCGCCGGCUGUUUCGUUAUGUCUUCUUUUUUGAACAACAAUUCUCUAGUUUACGAGGCUCUAAAGACAGAAAAUGGACAAAGCAUUACGCCAUUGCUUCAAUUUCAUGGGACGAGCGAUGAUCUUGUGCCAUUGAAAUGGGGCGUUACUACCCACAAUACUCUCAAAAGCUUAGGGGUAAAGGGUACUUUGAAAACAAUCGACAAUGUUGGACACGAGCUAGUCCGCGAAGAAAUUGAACAACUCAAAGAAUGGCUGGCCAAUGUUGUGCCAGAAAUUGAUUAAUAGUAAAAUACAUGAUAUUGUUGCAUCGACACAGUACAAGUUGAAAAAUUUGUACAAAUUGUUCCACAUUUUUAAUCUUGAAUCGAGCUAUAAAUAAAUAUAUACUGAAAAAAAUACAAACUUCGAUGUGUUACACAGCAUCUUACUUCGAUCUACAAAAAUAUCGAUAUAGCAUUGAGUUUGUGUUCACUGUAAAAUUGCACAAUGUCAUAUUCAUUCGGGUUAUUGAAUAAAUGAUCUACAUUUUUUUAAGGA